Didymodactylos carnosus is the source of this 738-nucleotide messenger RNA. NCBI's taxonomy places the organism in Eukaryota, Metazoa, Rotifera, Eurotatoria, Philodinida, Philodinidae. The record is from the annotation of a GenBank genome assembly.
AUGGGCCCGAAUCCAUUUAGGCGUUUUGUUACACUAAUGCGCCCUAUCGAUCAGCAAAAUAUGAGAUAUGCGUCUCAUUGGAAGAGUGAUAAUCGUUCCUAUCGUAUAUUAACGAAAUCCUUUGGUCUCCGAUUUAUCAUUAGUGUCAGUGGUAAAGGUGGUAAAUUCGACAUUAUUACGUUAACAUUGAAUAUUGGCAGUAUCAUCGGUAUAUUCGGUUUAGCAACGGUCAUUUGUGAUAUUGCUAUGUUACAUUUAUGUCGUAAUGCUCAUCUCUAUAAACAACAUAUAUUUCAACGUGUCGAUAAAGACACCAUACGUAGUGCUCUCAUGCAAGCAAUAGCAGCUGUAACGCCAAAACAAAAAGACGCAAACGGCAAUAACAUUCUAACAGAAUAUCAAGAAAACUUCCCUGCAGCAACAAGUAUAACGUCGGAUGAUGAUCGUUCCGAUAAUGCUGAAGUAGUAUUUGAUCGUCGUGCAUCAUCAGGCGAAACGAGUCAUAAUGUUUCAAUUACCAAUUCACCGAGUAAUGUUCGACCAUUAGUUAUUCUAAGUAGAAAUGCAAAAACGCCGAUAAACGAUAGAUCAACAAAACGUUUAUCUCAACCAAAUGGACGCGUAAAAUUUCAAAUUCCAACGAUUGCAGAAUCACCACAGAAAAUUCACAAUUUAUAUUCGAAUCGUAAAUCGGAUGAUAUUAAUAAUUAUAAUCGAUUCUCUAAUUCAAAUAUUUAA